Mytilus californianus (California mussel) is the source of this 740-nucleotide messenger RNA. RefSeq names its product rRNA-processing protein FCF1 homolog. The coding region runs from base 155 to 712 and encodes 185 amino acids. Gene Ontology annotation, cellular component: small-subunit processome; nucleolus. The transcript is spliced from 8 exons. NCBI's taxonomy places the organism in Eukaryota, Metazoa, Mollusca, Bivalvia, Mytilida, Mytilidae. The record is from RefSeq and is a predicted model, not a curated record.
CUUACAAGUAAUAUCGACUUUAAACAGAAUAACGAAAUUCGGUUCAUGUCGAUACAUCAUUUAGUCUUUAGCCAUGGUUUUAUAUGGUUGAGUACGGCAAUUUUGUUCGACUUGUAACUGUGGAAAAGCAAAGAAAACAAGGAAUUUUGCCGUCAUGAAAAGGAUGAUAAGUUUGAAGGAUACUAGAAUAAAAGCUCAAGACAGAGAGAAAAAGAAAAGAAAAAAGCCAGAUCCACAGAACAUGAAAAUCAGAGAACUACCACAGGCUUCAUCAGCAUUGUUUUUCCAGUACAACACUCAGUUAGGACCUCCAUAUCAUGUGAUUGUAGAUACAAACUUCAUCAACUUUUCCAUAAAGAACAAACUGGAUAUCAUCCAGUCAAUGAUGGAUUGUUUAUAUGCUAAAUGUAUUCCUUACAUAACAGACUGUGUUUUAGGAGAAUUGGAAAAACUUGGCAGAAAAUACAGAGUUGCUCUGAGAAUCGUGAAAGACCCAAGGUUCCAAAGAAUACCAUGUUUACAUAAAGGAACAUAUGCAGAUGAUUGUAUAAUGCAGCGUGUAACACAGCACAAGUGUUACAUUGUGGCAACAUGUGAUAAAGAACUAAAGAGAAGAAUACGAAAAAUUCCUGGUGUACCUAUUAUGUACUUACAACAACACAGAUAUUCAAUUGAAAGAAUGCCUGAUGCAUUUGGAGCUCCAAGAACUUGAUUAUAAUAAAUCAAAUUUUGUAAAUUUA